AUGCUGGACUUGUUCUCCAUAAGUAUCACCACCAUCCACUAUGGUCUGACCUCCCUGCCCGCCAUCAUCUGGCUAUCCACCCUCCCCAUCAUCCUCUGCAUCCCGCUGCUCGUCCCCUACCUCAACCCCGCUCCCCCACCCCCCAGAGGCUGUCGCCGACUCGGCCUCGCUCCAUCCCAGCAAUCCAAUCUCCACGAUGAAUACGACCCCAAGUACACCCACGGCGUGCCCAGCACCGCCGCUGACGAAUCCGGCCACCCCGCCUGGCGCAUCAAAGCCCUCUUCACCUACCCGAUCAAAAGCUGCACCGGCGUGGAGCUCGAAACCGCCGAGGUGAUCGAAACCGGUCUGAAAUACGACCGACUCUUCUGUUUCGCCGAGUUGAUGCCAUCCACCAACACCAGCACACCCAGCCAAUGGACCGCCCGCACCCUCCGCGACCGCGACUUCAGGAACCUUGCCCUCCUCCGUCCCGAGAUCUGGGUCCCCGAUCCCACCUCCCCGUCCUACUCACCCAACUUACCUGAAAUCCAAUCCAACGGCGUGCUCAUCAUCCACUACCCACGUCUCCCCACCAACCCACUCACCAAACUCCUCCAACGUCUGCAUCUCUUCCCCACCACAACCACCUCCUUCACCAUCCCCCUCACCCCACCCCCCUCCCAAACUCACCUGUUCCCUCUCCACCCCGUCAAAAUCUGGAAAGACAGCCCCCAAGCCUACAACUACGGGCACCUUCUCCCCGACUCCCUCCGCGCCCUACUCACCUACGACACCACCGUCCCGCCGCAUCUCCGCCGCCCUCUCACCCUCUUCCGCGCAUGCGAGGCCCACCACCGCGAGAUCUUCCGCUGCGCGCCCCGCAAGGAGGAGAUCGGGUUCCAGCCCGUCACGGGCUUCGCGGACGCGUAUCCCCUGCAUUUGGUGAAUAUGGCGAGUAUUCGGGAUGUAGCGGGGCGGUGUGGGGAUGCGAUUCCCCAGUUGAGUGUGAGGCGGUUUCGUGCGAAUGUCGUGGUUCAGGGGCCGGGGAGGUUUGAGGAGGAUGCGUGGAAGAGGAUUCGGGUUGGGGGGGUAUCUUCAUCGUCUUCGUCUAUUUCUUGUGGGAAAAAUUCGGAGAAAGACAAUAGGGAUGGUGAAUGCGAAGGAGGUGUGGAAAUCCACACAGUCUGUAGAACUAUUCGCUGCAAAUUGCCGAAUGUUGAUCCCGAUACGGGGAUCAGACAUCCUUCGGAACCGGAUCGUACGAUGAAGAGUUAUCGGAAGAUAGAUCCGGGGGAUCGCACGAAUGCGUGUUUGGGGAUGCAGUUGGUUCCGGCUGUUAGGGAAUUCACUCUGCGGGUUAAUGAUCCCAUCUCAGUGCUGGAGACGGGUGAGCACUUCUAUAUCAAGAUGCUGGCGCCAGGGGAGAAAGUAGAAGGGGUGUAAAGUCCCUGAUCCUGUGCUGUACUAUAAUACUUUUUUCAGCUG
This is a messenger RNA of Aspergillus ibericus CBS 121593, 1467 nucleotides long. Its product is annotated as MOSC domain protein. The transcript is spliced from 2 exons. Bases 1 to 1425 code for a protein of 474 amino acids. The record is from RefSeq and is a predicted model, not a curated record. Lineage: Eukaryota; Fungi; Ascomycota; Eurotiomycetes; Eurotiales; Aspergillaceae. Gene Ontology annotation, molecular function: pyridoxal phosphate binding; catalytic activity; molybdenum ion binding.